CAAACCUCAUAGCAAACAAAAGUGCACUUCUUUGUGAUCGAAAUGACUGAAAAGGCGGCGAAUACUGACAACCUAAAGUUAGGCUUUGGGGUGUGGUUGACGUUGUGUUUUUUGGUUUGCGUUUGGUUUUUGACCAGUUUCACGAAGGGCCGGAGGCAGUUCCAGAGUAACCUCAGCGUCAUUGAAGAUGGGUUGAAGAAAAUGCAGAAGGAGGUGGAAGAAACGGAAGGUACCUGCGAUGACGAUGAAAAGGACGACGACUUAGAUGCCUUUUUGGAAAAAUUCCAAAAGGACGAAGAAUCAAGGGAAAAAGACAUCUAUGAAAGCUUUGAAGAGAGACAAACAAGGAAGAUUCUUGAACUUGGAACUGAUUUGGAUGAGUUGGAUAGGUUUUUGGAGAAAUUCCAACAGGAGGAGGAUGAACGAGAACAAUACAUGAAGAAACGGAGUGAGGAUAGAGCUCAAAGGAGAGCUAACGUCAGAGCCGUUGAAGAGAACGAGAAUAAGAAAAAUGAGUUGGUUGAAGAGAAGGAGAAACCACCAGAAUCGCCUGUGAAGAAAAUUGUAGAUAAUGGGGAGCCAAAGAAGGAAGUUUGAGUUGGUAUGGUGGAGUUUUGCUUAGGCUUACAUAUUGCUAGUGUGUCGUAUGUUCAAUUAUCAUUUAUACUGUGGUGAAAUUUGGUGGUAAGGAUGAACCGAUAGAGGAUUAAUUUAAAAUGUGACAACACUUACUUAUAUCAUUGGCUAACGUGAAUCCCCUUUCUGAAGAAGAUCAUCGUUGUGACCGAAACAUAUACAAUGAAGAAGCAUUUUAAAAAAAUAUGUGGUUUGAUUGGCCAGACAAACAUGGGGAAUUAUCAACAUUAAAAACCACAUGAUAAGUUUCAGUUCAGUUAUCGUCCGUUAUAGUUGCUUUUAUUUCAUUACAAGAAAUCUUAGAAGUUUUCUUUAUAGUGAUAAGCGAUUUUUGUUGACGUUAAUUAAUAAAAAUAAGAUAAUCAAAAGCAUCGAGGGACGAGGAAGUAUAGUGUAAUUGCAAAAUAUUUCGAAAAUGAGAUAUUAUGUUUUUUAGAUGUUAUAUGACAUGUACUUCACACAAAAUCAUGUCACUCAUUUCCGUCGGUCUGUCUGCAAAUCCUUUAGAUUUAGAUGGAAUUUGCACACCAGGUUACUAUUAUGGCAAAGUCGCAAAAGCUUUGUAAUUUUUUAAAAUCGGUCCAGUGGCGGCAGAGCCAGUGCCAAAAAUACAAAAAAAAACGCUCAAACUUGGUUUUUUAACAUUACAGCUUCCGAUCAUUUUCGAAAAAUUAUCUGUAGAGGUUAAACAUUGGGGGUUAGGGUUGUAGGGGUGGAAAAGAGUGUAUCUCAAUUUUUGUCGCUGGUAUACUCAUAUGCUUCCAACCCCGCUAAUUCUACGCACCUAUUAAUAUAUACAGGGUGUUCUGCUUAAAAUUGACCCCCACUCAACUUUUUAGCUUAACCUUUCAAAAGAGAAAGUUAUAUAUAAGUCUAGUACAACAGUUUUUACGCGGUAUCUUUUCUAUUUACAGAAUGACUCACAAAAGUGCCAGCGAACUAAGUUGUAUUUUUUAAAAGUAACACAUGUACAUUUUCAGUGAAGAUUAUUGUUCUUUUCUUUUUUCUUUCGAAAAAUGUAAUUCUAAAUUCUACAUUGAUCGGUUGUUAUUUUGUUAAAAAUAAACUUUAUUCUAUACCAAUUACAUUUUUGUAAUUUUAGACAAAUGGGACAAUGGUUAAUAUGCUGUUACAAAAGCUAUUACGACAGACUGAUGGUAGAUUUAGACAGUGGACCUAAAUAUUAAAUAAGUUUCAUGUAUAGAUAGGUUUGACGUUUUCCCGUUACCCCGAUAUCGGGUACUUAAGCUUUAUGUUUAGCCAACAAUUGCACACUAUCGGUUUUUGAAAAAUUGAGUUCUAUUUUGUUAAAGCCAUAAUAUUCUGCUGAGAAAGUGUCUGUUGGAGUUUUUCGUUAUGUCGCAUUCACAUAUUGGGCCAACAUAGUCAAAUCCCAAUAUGUGAAUGAUGAAUCAAAGUCAACAUUAGCUCCAAUGUAUUAAUGCUACAAUUUAUGUAUACCAAAACUCAUCUUGAUAUAUCACUGCUUUCGAGAAAUGUAAUAUAUAUUCUGUAAGACACUCUUAAGUGUAAAGAAAUUGUAAUUUUAAAAGCAUUUUAUUUGAUACCUUCAAUAUAUGCCAUAUACCUUCUAUUAUUUAUUAUGAUAAUAUGUUUGUGAAUAUUUAGAUACAUCUAUCUUUGAUCGUUCGAUAAUAAUGUUAUUACAAUUAUCAAGUAUUUUUUAAUUCUAAGGAAAUUUUUUAUCCUAAUCUGAUAAUUACUGUUACAGCUGGUACUUAUAGUUAUUGUCUGAUAAGAGACCGUACGAGUCGGCACAUGUGUUAAGCAAUUAACAUCUUGACUGUGAAGAUUUGUUUUGAUUCAAGUUUAAAUAAAAGAUAACUGAUAAGAUCAUGUGUGGGGCCUAUUUAAUUUUUUUAUGCACCGUAAGUGCAUCACCAGGAUAUUUUUUGGAAAAUAAAGAG
Molecule: messenger RNA, 2564 nt
Organism: Acanthoscelides obtectus
Lineage: Eukaryota; Metazoa; Arthropoda; Insecta; Coleoptera; Chrysomelidae
Source: the annotation of a GenBank genome assembly